Molecule: messenger RNA, 417 nt
Organism: Closterium sp. Naga37s-1
Lineage: Eukaryota; Viridiplantae; Streptophyta; Zygnematophyceae; Desmidiales; Closteriaceae
Source: the annotation of a GenBank genome assembly
GUGCGCUGGUUCAUCCUACACGAGUUCAUGCGUCGGUGGUCCCUCCCCCGCAUAUUCUACAUGGACUGUGACGUGCUGCUCUUUGCCAAUAUUACUCAGUUCGUGCACUCGCACCUACCCAACGCCCAGCUUGCUCUAGCUGGCCGCACCCCCACCAUCCAUGUGAGGGCAGUGAGUGCGCACGUCUCCCUCUGGUCGCAAGAAGCACUGGGAGAUUUCCUCACCUUCUUCCGCCUCUUCUUUCAGCUUGGUGUGGUGGGGGGCACACUCGGGGAUCGAUCCCUACCAGCCCAGCGCACAUACAACGACAUGGUGGUGCUGGGGUGGUACGCCGCUCCUGUGUGCUGGACCAACACUCCCAAGGACACCAUUCCGAAAGACGUGAGUGCGUUGGCAGCAAGCGAAUGGAGAGGGUAG